GUUGACGCAGCACAGGCACAUAGAAAAGUCUUUUAAGCAGGUUGGACUUUUAACUUUUGAAGAAUGGCAGGUCAAAUCAUAAUCCCUGUACUGCUUCUGUUGGCUACAGGUGGAGUGACAAUUCAGGCCCAAGGACCACUUUACCCCUUCCAAAAUGUUGGAACAACGAGCCCCCGAGACGAUGAUGGAAGCUCCCCUCGAAUUACACUUCAAGAGAGCUUUAACUUUUUUGGCCAGAAUUACUCUCAGAUUUUUUUGAACAACAACGGUGAUCUGACCUUUGAUGCACCAUGGUCUAGCUACAUUCCUGAACAAUUUCCAAGGCAUGGAGGCAGAGACAUCAUCGCUCCAUUCUGGGUCGAUUUAGAUAACACACUCAAUGGCGACAUCCGCUAUAUUCAGCACUCAAGUGGCCCAGUUCUGCAGCAAGUUUCGGAUGACAUCAAUGCAUACUUCCCAGCCCUUUCCUUUCAUGCCAACUGGGUCUUUAUUGCAACAUGGCACGAGGUUCCAUAUAUUGGCGAGUCUGGAACAGAAACAACCUUUCAGGUCGUCUUGACCACCGAUGGGCAAUUCUCAUUUGUGCUGAUGAAUUAUGGGUCCAUAGCACCUACAUCAAGGCCUGUACAGGCUGGAUAUGACACAGCCGAUUCCUCUCACCACUUCAGCAUCCCUGGAUCAAUGACUAAUAAUGCAGUCGGAAGCAACUCCUUUUUCAGCCUUCAUAGUAACGUCAAUGUACCUGGACGCUGGGUCUUCCGUGUAGAUCAAGGUUCAACAGGCUACACUUUCAAUGAUCCCUGUGAAGAGCUGCACUGUACAGAGUAUGAGCGGUGUGGGGAGAGAGAUGGAGUGUACGGCUGUUUCUGUGAUGAGGACCACCAUAGACCCAACAAUGAGAGCUACGACUCAAACAUCACAUGCAGCAGCAGUUCAGGCAUCAUGUCCAUCUCUCGCUGCCAGCUGUUUGAAGCGGGCUUUCACUCCAGUGCUCUCCACCUCCAAGAUGAAUCUUGCAACGGGACGAUCCAGGACGGACGACUCGUGUUCCACUUUGACAACGACAACCAUCUGUGUGGGACAACUCUGAGGAGCAAUGGAACUCACUUCCUGUAUGAGAACACCAUUCAUGGGGAUGUGGACACUCAUGGAGUUCUGAUCAGCCGUCAGAGGACCAUUAAUCUGCGUUUCUGCUGUGUUUACCCUCUGGAACAAGCCCUGUCAAUGUCUGUGGGCAUCAGUCCAAUGGAGAGCAUUGUGGACAAGAAACUUCCUUUUGGCACCGGAUCAUAUCGUUUGAAAAUGACCCCCUAUGAAGAUGAAGACUUCCUCACGUCCUUCAGCACUAACGCAAUCAUAGGCCUUGAAAUUAAUAAAGUGCUUUUCGUGGAGGUGAAAACAGAGGGAGUGGAUGAGGACCAGCUUUCCACAAUUCUGGAAUCUUGUUGGGCCACGCCAGUCAAUGAUGCAGACCACCCCGUCCGCUGGGAUCUCAUCGAUUCACAGUGCCCCAAUCCAGCAGAUGGAACCGUAGAGGUGAUUAAGAACGGUGUCUCCACUGCGGCACGUUUCUCCUUCAAGAUGUUCACUUUUACCAACCACACAGAGAUCUACCUGCACUGCAAUGUUCACUUGUGUCUUUUGGAAAACAACAACUGCACAGCUGAUUGCUCUCCUGGACACCAAAACCGCCGCCGGAGAGACGUAUCUUACCAUGACUCAGGAAGUCUGUCCCUUGGACCACUAGUUCUUGGGGAACAACAGACGAAUGGUGAACUGAUCUACAGAAAUGGUGCUUCAGACCAUCUGACAUCAAUUGUUACCUUGAUUGUCAGUUUGCUGAUGACCAGAAUUUGGGCAAAUUGAGAUCAAAGAAGGUUCAUGACCAAAAAUCUAAAAAAGAUUUAUGUUGCUUAGAUGUUAAAUUUUGGUAUUUUCUUGUAAUUAGGUGAAGAUAAAAACAAUUGUGCUCCACAUCUGUAGCAUAUAUAACAUUUCGUUUUUGUUCCGUUAUUACUCUUAUAUUAUUAUUAUUAGUUGUCGAUAAUAUUAGCGGACGGGAAAUGUGAAUUGUUAUGCGUGUGUUAAGGUUAGAUAUAGAGCUAAUUAAUGUUCACAGGAAUUAUCAAACUGAAUCAAAUUUUUCUUAAUGUCUAAACUGUGUUUAAGGAUGUUUUGCUUGUGGGAAAUGUAUGCGAUCAAUUAUAAAAGGGAAUAAAAUAGGAAUUUGAAUUCA
Messenger RNA from Fundulus heteroclitus (mummichog), 2236 nucleotides. RefSeq names its product alpha-tectorin. The coding region runs from base 64 to 1866 and encodes 600 amino acids. Lineage: Eukaryota; Metazoa; Chordata; Actinopteri; Cyprinodontiformes; Fundulidae. The record is from RefSeq and is a predicted model, not a curated record. The transcript has 14 exons. Gene Ontology annotation, biological process: cell-matrix adhesion.